Strongylocentrotus purpuratus (purple sea urchin) is the source of this 1713-nucleotide messenger RNA. RefSeq names its product tubulin alpha-1 chain. The transcript has 3 exons. The coding region runs from base 88 to 1446 and encodes 452 amino acids. Gene Ontology annotation, molecular function: structural constituent of cytoskeleton; GTP binding. Lineage: Eukaryota; Metazoa; Echinodermata; Echinoidea; Camarodonta; Strongylocentrotidae. Gene Ontology annotation, cellular component: microtubule; cytoplasm. Gene Ontology annotation, biological process: microtubule cytoskeleton organization; mitotic cell cycle. The record is from RefSeq and is a predicted model, not a curated record.
AAUUGACACGAGAAGUACUGACUACUUUGCUUUGAAUCCAUCCUUUAAUUUCAUCUUCAAGUAUUCAACUUCACCAAAUCUACAAUCAUGCGUGAAUGUAUCUCCAUCCAUGUCGGCCAAGCCGGAGUUCAGAUAGGCAAUGCCUGCUGGGAGUUGUACUGCCUGGAGCAUGGCAUCCAGCCUGAUGGCCAGAUGCCCUCAGACAAGACCAUCGGAGGUGGUGACGACUCCUUCAACACCUUCUUCAGUGAGACUGGAGCUGGCAAGCACGUCCCCCGUGCCGUCUUCGUUGAUCUCGAGCCAACCGUAGUCGAUGAGGUCCGUACCGGUACCUACCGUCAACUCUUCCAUCCUGAGCAGCUGAUCACCGGCAAGGAGGAUGCUGCCAACAACUACGCCCGUGGUCACUACACCGUCGGAAAGGAGCUGAUCGACAUUGUCCUCGACAGGAUCAGGAAGUUGGCUGACCAGUGCACAGGUCUCCAGGGAUUCCUCAUCUUCCACAGCUUCGGUGGCGGCACCGGCUCAGGCUUCACCUCCCUGCUCAUGGAGCGUCUCUCCGUUGAUUACGGAAAGAAGUCCAAGCUCGAAUUCGCCGUCUACCCCGCUCCGCAGAUCUCCACCGCAGUUGUCGAGCCAUACAACUCCAUCCUUACCACUCACACCACCCUGGAGCACUCUGACUGUGCCUUCAUGGUCGACAACGAAGCCAUCUACGAUGUCUGUCGUCGUAACCUCGACAUCGAGCGUCCCACCUACACCAACCUGAACCGCCUUGUCGGUCAGAUUGUCUCCUCCAUCACGGCUUCUCUUCGAUUCGACGGCGCUCUCAACGUCGAUCUGACAGAGUUCCAGACCAACUUGGUGCCCUACCCACGUAUCCAUUUUCCUCUUGCCACCUACGCCCCAGUCAUCUCUGCCGAGAAGGCCUACCACGAGCAGUUGACCGUUGCAGAGAUCACCAACGCCUGCUUCGAGCCCGCCAACCAGAUGGUGAAGUGCGAUCCCCGUCACGGCAAGUACAUGGCAUGCUGUCUCCUGUACCGUGGUGACGUCGUCCCCAAGGAUGUCAACGCCUCCAUCGCUACCAUCAAAACCAAGCGUACCAUCCAGUUUGUUGACUGGUGUCCAACUGGCUUCAAGGUCGGUAUCAACUACCAACCACCCACCGUCGUCCCUGGUGGUGAUCUUGCUAAGGUCCAGCGUGCCGUCUGCAUGUUGAGCAACACCACCGCCAUCGCUGAGGCCUGGGCCCGACUCGACCACAAGUUCGAUCUGAUGUACGCCAAGCGUGCUUUCGUCCAUUGGUACGUCGGAGAGGGUAUGGAGGAAGGAGAGUUCUCCGAGGCUCGCGAGGAUUUGGCUGCUCUCGAGAAGGACUACGAAGAAGUUGGUGUCGAUUCCGUGGACGCAGAGGGCGAGGAGGAGGAAGGUGAUGAGUAUUAAACAUUCCAUCAAUUAGCCGCGCAUGGCUGACAUUCAGACCAAAUAUAGUUUAUAACCCGAACAAAUUGGCGUAAAAUUUCACAAUGCUCCAAUCUCAAUUUUAUUUUUCUCACAAAAUAAAAGACAAUGGAUGCCUAGUUCUAGUGUCUAUGUUUUGUAAACAUCUUUUAUAUAUAUAUCUUCAUGUACAUUUUUUUUAAUGUAAACAUUAUCUACAUCCAACAGUGCGGCCUUAAAAAUAUAGUAAAUUAUUUCGUAUUUCAAUGA